Lachancea nothofagi CBS 11611 is the source of this 486-nucleotide messenger RNA. The record is from the annotation of a GenBank genome assembly. Lineage: Eukaryota; Fungi; Ascomycota; Saccharomycetes; Saccharomycetales; Saccharomycetaceae.
AUGCCCUCCCAAGCUUCUCACUACGCGAUCCUGGGACUGGAGUCCGAUUGUGAGCUGCUGCAGGUGAAAAAGGCAUAUCGGGAAAGACUAUUGAGUACACAUCCGGAUAAAACCCGUUCUGGAAGCGGUACCAGCACCGGACCUCUUUCAAUUGAGGAAAUUAAAGAAGCUUACCGCAUUUUGAGUGACCCUAAGACGCGCUCACAAUACGACGCUUUACUGGCCGAGAGUUGCAAGAAAAGUGGCUUUAACAAUACAGGGGAGGGUUUGGAAUCGUUUUCGCUAGACAAGUUCGAUUACGAUUCUGGAACUUCGACGUUCAGUAUGAACUGUCCUCGCUGUCAUGUGACCGCUGGCUUUGAGCUCACAGAAGAUAUGCUAGACAAUCACGGUGCUGAGCUGCCGGACGGAAGCUACUUCGUCGUAGUACAGUGCAGUGCAUGUAGUCUGUGGUUAAACGUAACAUUUGAUAUUGUUGAUGAGUGA